Molecule: messenger RNA, 1261 nt
Organism: Paramecium octaurelia
Lineage: Eukaryota; Ciliophora; Oligohymenophorea; Peniculida; Parameciidae
Source: the annotation of a GenBank genome assembly
AUGUAAAAACAAAAAUACAAGGAUUCAAAAAGUUCCAGAUAUUUAUAUCAAAUUUGGUAAACUGAGAAUAAAAUUCUGUGCAACGGGAAAAUAUUCACAGGGUAUUAACAAAAUUAAUCGUAGAUCUGAAAAUCAUAAAUUAAUAGCAAGUGUUAGUUUUAUAACAAUUCCUUCAAUACUAUUUUAUAUAUUUAUGUCUCCUGUAAACGAUAUCAAAAUAUUAGGAAUUUGCAAAAACAGGAUAGAAUGGUUAUACAGUUGUAUUUGUGUUGAUCUAAAUAACUAUAUAUGUAUUUCUAUCGAUUACAGUUUGUAUGGAUCCCGGAAUCAUACCAAAGAUAGUAAUAAUUUUAGAGAUAAAAGAGACCUGAAUAUGAAAUGAAUGAGGAACUACUGGAAGUGCCUUAGAAAUAUUCAAAAGUCGAUUACAGAUUUAUCAUGGACUCAAAAAUGUUUACAAUAAAAGCUCACUAAUUUAAAUUAAAGUAUUGUGCAACUUGUAAACCAUACAUAUGAAAUUAGGUGCUAUCUAUAGACCAGCUCGAGCUUCUCAUUGUCCUUCUUGCGAUAAUUGCGUUGUUAGAUUUGAUCAUCAUUGUCCUUGGAUUGGAUAAUGUAUUGGAAGAAGGAACUACAUCUAUUUUUAUUUUUUCAUCAUGUCUGUAUCCUUUAAACUGAUUUUUGUCUUUGGUGUGUGUCUCUCAUAUAUUGUUGAUGAAUCUAAGAAGAGAUCAGCAACUAUGGAAACAUCAGAUGCCAUUUCAGAAACCCUGGCUUAUAAUCCUGUAAGCAUAAUACUUGUUAUUUAUUCUUUUGGAGUAAUACUCAACAUUUACAAUUAUAGUUUUCGUGCUUUGUUGUGGGUUUGUGGCUAUUUCAUACUUAUUUAGUAUUCACUAAUAUGACAACGAAUGAGUAUUUGAAGAAACAUUGGAUAGUUGAGAGUAAGAAUCCAUUCAGAAGGUUCUUUUUUAUAAAUUCAUAAUUAGGCAAAAUAUUUUGAAAAACAUUGUUAAUGUUCUUACUUGCAUAACUUAACUGAAAUUUUUAGAAUUAAAGUAAUGUGUCUAUGAGCCUAAAGAAUAAAUGCACGUAAUUAUGAAUUCUUAUAUAUAAUAAGAGUCCAAUUAAUACAUAGAACCAUUUAAAUGAAGGAAACGACUCCUCAAAAUAUAGAGAAGAAGAUAAGAUUUAAGUUGAAUAUAGAGGAAAAUAAAUGCAAUAAUAAAAAAUUCAAAUCAUUUCAGAAAUACAAUCUUGA